AUGGAUCUCCUCCUGCAACAAGCUCUUCCCAUCUUCUUCUUAUUGCUAACCAUCAUAAUUUUCUCACGUAAAAUACGGGCAGGGGAUGGAAAAACCGGCCACCGCCAGCUGGCGCCGGCUCCGGGAUGGAAGCUCCCCGUGAUAGGCCACCUCCACCAUUUCCUCACCUCCCGCCAGCUCCCGCACCGGCUGCUGCGGGAGCUGGCGCGAAAGCACGGCGACAUGAUCCGACUGGACCUCGGGGAGAUUCAGCACGUGCUGGUAUCGUCGGCGGAGGCCGCCAAGGAAGUGAUGAGGACCCACGACAUCAAGUUCGCCCAGCGGCCCUCGCACCCUAGCCUGGAUAAAGUCAUGUACGGCGGGAUCGACCUCAUCCACGCUCCCUACGGCGACUACUGGCGCCAGCUCCGACGCAUCGCCACGCUCGAGCUCCUCACCGCCAAGCGUGUCGACUCCCUGCGUCGGGUCAGGGAGGCCGAGGUGCGACGUCUCGUCACGCGGAUUACUGAACGUCAAGUCGCGGCCGCUGCUGCUGGCUCCACGAUCGACCUGACGAAGAUGCUGUUCAACCUGACGUACCGGAUAAUAUCGAUGUCGACGUUUGGGGACGUGUCGAAGGAGCCCGAGGAGUUCAUGAAGGUGGCGGAGGAGCUGGUGGAGUACGCCGGAGGGUUCAAGAUAUCCUUCUUGUUCCCUUCGUGCGGAUUGGUGCAGAGGCUGUUUGGCACGACGGAGUGGCUCGACGGCGUGCAUAAGGUCACCGACAGGUUGAUGGAGAGCAUGAUUGGGCAGCACAGAUCCAAGAGAGCGUUGGAGAAGCAGAAGGGAACGACGUCGGAGGAGGAGGAGGAUCUUCUCGACGUGCUUUUGAGAGUUCAGGAGGAUGACUGCACGCUUGGUUUUCACUUGUCCACCGAUGCCAUCAAGGCUUUCCUUCUGGACAUUUUCCUAGCAGGAAGCGAGACUCCUGCCACGCUGAUCGAAUGGACGAUGGCGGAAAUGAUAAGGAAUCCGGAAGUGAUGCACAAGGCACAAUCCGAGGUGAGAAAGGUGUUCGGUGAGAGAGGGAAGGUGGAAGAAUCCAAGAUUCACGAGCUGACCUAUUUGAAACUGGUGAUCAAGGAGACGCUGAGGCUGCACACCCCGACUCCGUUGGUCCUUCCCAGGGAGUGCAGGGAGGAGUGUCGGAUCUUCGGGUACGACAUCCCUCUGAAGACGAGGGUGCUGGUGAACGUGUGGGCCAUAUCGAGGGACCCUCGUUACUGGGGUGUGGAGGCCGAGAAGUUCCUCCCCGAGAGGUUUCUCGAUGAGAAAAGGUUCCACGAUAGCAAACUAAGCUUCAGGGGAACCGACUUUGAGUUCCUACCCUUCGGAGCGGGGAGGAGGAUGUGCCCUGGGAUGACUUUCGGGCUGGCAACGGUGGAACUCCCUCUGGCAAGCCUACUGUUCCAUUUUGACUGGAAACUUCCCCCUGGGGUUGAGCCGUCGAGCUUCAACAUGGAUGAACAGUUCGGCGUCACCCUGAGGAGGAAAAACCAUCUGGAGCUCAUCCCUGUGGUCCGCUUAGCUAUAACCCUUUGCCCUCGGUUUAAUUAUCUAGUGUGUUCCUUGAUCUCCUCGUCCUUCGCAACAGGUUGA
Molecule: messenger RNA, 1638 nt
Organism: Linum tenue
Lineage: Eukaryota; Viridiplantae; Streptophyta; Magnoliopsida; Malpighiales; Linaceae
Source: the annotation of a GenBank genome assembly